Molecule: messenger RNA, 1809 nt
Organism: Sabethes cyaneus
Lineage: Eukaryota; Metazoa; Arthropoda; Insecta; Diptera; Culicidae
Gene: RunxA
Exons: 5
Coding region: 1-1809 (602 amino acids)
Biological process (GO): regulation of DNA-templated transcription
Cellular component (GO): nucleus
Molecular function (GO): RNA polymerase II cis-regulatory region sequence-specific DNA binding; ATP binding; DNA-binding transcription factor activity, RNA polymerase II-specific
Source: RefSeq, a predicted model, not a curated record
AUGCAUCUGACUACGAACAAUACGACGACAAACAGUGGUGGCAACACAAAUGCGAACAAUGUCAGCAGUAACAAUAACAGCGGCAGUGGCGGCACGACCGUUGCCGGAAGUGGCGCAGCGGCCAACGGUAAUAACAAUAACAACAACAACAGUAGUAGUAGCAACAAUAACACAGGCAGCAGUGGCAACAAUGGCAGUGGCAAUAACAAUGGCGCAGCAGCUGGAGAAAAUGGUCCACCGUCGGCCGCCAGCAUACUCCAGGACACCUACACAAAGAUGACGUCCGAUAUACUGGCCGAACGGACGCUGGGCGAUUUUCUCUCCGAGCAUCCGGGCGAACUGAUUCGAACCGGGAGUCCUCUGUUUGUUUGCACGGUGCUGCCACCGCACUGGCGAUCGAAUAAAACACUUCCGGUUGCGUUCAAGGUCGUCGCGCUCGGAGACGUCGGCGACGGGACGAUGGUGACGGUACGCGCCGGCAACGACGAAAACUAUUGCGCCGAACUGCGAAACUGCACAGCUGUGAUGAAGAACCAAGUGGCCAAAUUCAACGAUCUCCGGUUCGUGGGGAGAAGCGGUCGAGGCAAAAGUUUCACCCUCACAAUAAUGGUGUCGACGAGUCCACCGCAGGUCGCUACCUACAACAAAGCCAUCAAAGUGACCGUCGAUGGGCCACGAGAGCCCCGGUCCAAAACAAUGUUAUCGUCACUUCUAGGACAGCAGCAGCAGUUCCAUUUCGCCUUCGGUCAGCGCCCGUUCCACUUCCCGACUGAUCCGCUGUCCAGCUUCCGGAUGCCACCGAUCGAUAUGUCCCAGUUUGGCCUCGGGACGGCCAACUCGCACUGGAGCUACAGCUCAACUGGCCCGUACUCUCCGUAUCUCACGUCCUGCACCACACCAACGGCAGCUCAGUUCAAUAACCCGGCACUUGGAUUUACCUGUUCAAGUGGAGAACAAAACGCUGGCCAGGAUUUUACCAGCGCCGGAAGAGAUUGUGUCCCGAUGCUUCCUGAUUCGACAGCUGCUGAUCUGGACCAACAUCUGAGCAGCUUGGUAGGAACGCAACAAACAGCCCAAAUGACUCAUCCAAGCCUGAUGGGUGGAAAUGGAAGCACGAAUGCGUCAGGAAACGGAACCAACGGUAGUGGAGUAACCUCCCAGGCGAACAGUAUUUCAACCACGAACGGCUCAAACGGACUGCUAGUCCCUCGCUACCAAAGCAACUCCAGCAAUAACAAUGAGUACACUCUCCAUACCAGCCAAAGUGGUCCCCGCAGUCUCAGCGACUCCAGUCAAGCCGAAUCGCCGGUUCAGGAAGAUCUUCUAACAUCCAACACGCCAAACUUGGGAGGAAGUGCCAAUCAAAACUUCUCCAGCUUGGUGGUCAACCAAAGCCAAGCCAACUACGGAUCAAGUAGCGGAAGUUGCAACGGAUCCCUCUACCCCGUUCUUCCAGCUAGUCUGCUCUACUCUCAACUGUACACCGCCGCCAAUCAAACCCACGGCUUCCACAAUCACCCCCUACAGAACAGUCACGGAUCGGCUCAGAACGCUACGAUGCACGCCGGGGAACUGCAAAGCGUAAUGGAUCACCUAACGUCGUCCACGGUGAACAGCGGUCGUCAACAUCCCAAUCUAAUGAGCAAUAACCCUCAUACUGACCUUUCGCUUAUCGGAAACUGCGGUGCAAUGGCACGAGGAGCACUCGACGAAGCGGGAGCUCGUGCGCUGGCAGCCGGCGGACGAGGAGUUCCCCCCCAGGGUCAAGUUCAGUCCGAAAACGGGAACUCCGUGUGGCGACCAUACUGA